This is a messenger RNA of Neoarthrinium moseri, 633 nucleotides long. RefSeq lists its product as uncharacterized. The transcript has a single exon. Bases 1 to 633 code for a protein of 210 amino acids. Lineage: Eukaryota; Fungi; Ascomycota; Sordariomycetes; Amphisphaeriales; Apiosporaceae. The record is from RefSeq and is a predicted model, not a curated record.
AUGCCAAAGACGACGCCCGUGGACGGCGCUGCCGCCGCCAAACCCGCCAAACGCUUCGAGCUGCCGUCAUUGAACUUCAACUUCGGCUCGCUGACGGACGGCACGGAUAUACCUCCGCCCCAGCCGUCGCCUGUGCUGGAGGUCCCAACUCCGCCCAAAACGCCGGUAGAGGAAAAUGGGCCGAAGAAAGAAAGCAAUGGCACCGUCAAUGGGCACGCCAAUGGGGCAGGAACGUCGCCGCAGUCCGACAUCACUAGCACGACAGUGGGGGGCCUCAAACGCCCCAUCGAAGAGGGCCCAGUGUCGCCGACCUACUCCAGCCGCGGAAGUCUGAGGAAGUAUCUGAGCAAGAACCUCCUGAACACCACGUACGAAGAACAUGGGGCAGUUCCUGGACAGGAAGUCUCGCGGCCGCCGAGCCGCACGGCGAGCACCAUUGCUUCCGAGCGAAAGUCCAAGAGAGGCAGUGGCUGGUUUCGACGUCUGCGAUCAAAUGAUUCGAAACGAGACAGUGUGGUGCAGUUUGAAGAAGUCAAGAAGGAGCCGCCGCCGCCCAUGAUCCCGGAGCUGAGCGCUUGGGAGAGCAAGGUCGACACUAACCUCAGCGACGACUUUCUCAAGGAGAUCAGAUAA